CCCCACCUGAUCUCUUCCAGUUUUCAUCAAUCAGUUUCUUCCUCCUUCUAAGUUAGAGAGAGAAAGUGCAGCUAGCUAGCCCAAGUUGAGACCGACAAUAGAGCCUCAAUCCUUUUCUUUCCACUGUCUCAGCCGGAUUUCUAAACCGAUCAAGGAUCCCUAGAAUAAAAAAACUACUAAUAAUCAUAAAAAAAUUAUGUACUACCAAGGAAUUGAAUGUGACACACUCUAUCUAAUGAACCCUAAUUACAUAGACACCCAACCCCAAUCCAACAUGCUCUUCUCCAAUCCCCACGCGCCGCCGCACCAGCAAGAGAUCUCCUCCCACCUCUACAGCAUGUGGGGCGGUGGGAACAAUAAUAUUAAUCCUCGAGGCCUCUCCCUCAGCCUCACGGGCGGCGAUCAUGAUUUUCCGGCGGCUGCUGUGAAUAAUUCAUCCAACACUAUUAUGAUCACGGGCUCCAAAUACCUAAAGGCCGCUCAAGAGCUUCUAGAUGAAGUGGUCAGCGUCGGUAACAACGAUGAGGCCAAACCGAUCAAAGACCUGACCGCCGCUGCAAAUAAGGAAGCUCCGUCUUCUAACAAAGGCGGCGCCAAUCUCACGACGGCUCAGAGACAGGAGAUUCAGAUGAAGAAAGCUAAACUAGUUAACAUGUUGGAUGAGGUGGAGCAAAGAUGCAGACUGUAUCAGCAGGAAAUGCAGAUGAUAGUAGAUGCAUUCGAGCAGGCCGCAGGGAUGGGAUCAGCGCGUUCGUACACGCAGGUGGCCAUGAACACAAUCUUGAAGCAAUUCCGGUGCUUGAAAUCCACGAUUUCUUCACAGAUGAAGGCUUUGAAUAAGAGCUUGGGCGAGGUCCAAGGUUCGGAGGUGUCGAGGCUGAGGUUUGUGGCGGGGAUGGGGCGGAACAAUGCGUGGAGACCGCAAAGAGGACUGCCUGAGAAAGCUGUCUCGGUGCUUCGUGCUUGGCUCUUUCAACACUUUCUUCAUCCGUAUCCUAAGGAUUCGGAUAAGCAAAUGCUAGCUAAGCAAACAGGGCUUACCAGGAGUCAGGUGUCGAAUUGGUUCAUAAACGCCCGAGUGCGGCUGUGGAAGCCCAUGGUUGAGGAGAUGUACCUCCAAGAAACCAACCACCAAUCCAUCACAUCACCUCCCACGGCCGACCAGAAACCGCCAAAUACUCUCUCUGCUGCUGCUGCUGAAAGCAUCGACAGUUACGGGAUCGGAGAGAAGUUGUUCGGGCAGGAGAACAGCUCCUCUCUCUCCCUAGGACUGCCGCCCUCUCAACGGAGCUUCCACUUCGGGACAGAGAUGAUGGAUUGGAAGCCGUUUCCGCUGCCGGAUUUCGUCACCUCAACUCCUCUCGAUUAACUACUUAUAUACUACUACUCCCUAUAAAUUUUACAUUGUAGAUAUGUAUAAAAGAGUUGUUUGUUGAGUUAUUUACAAAUUAAGAUGAUAUAUUACACGUUA
Salvia splendens (bonfire salvia) is the source of this 1471-nucleotide messenger RNA. RefSeq names its product BEL1-like homeodomain protein 1. The record is from RefSeq and is a predicted model, not a curated record. Gene Ontology annotation, biological process: regulation of DNA-templated transcription. The coding region runs from base 197 to 1369 and encodes 390 amino acids. Gene Ontology annotation, molecular function: DNA binding. NCBI's taxonomy places the organism in Eukaryota, Viridiplantae, Streptophyta, Magnoliopsida, Lamiales, Lamiaceae. The transcript is spliced from 5 exons.